ACAAUAAUAGCCAGUGAUCGAUCCCUUGCCCUCCAACCCACAAUCCACACAUAAGCACACAGAAUGCAGCAACAAGAAUCCGGGGGCGAGGAGAGCUGGUUCGAGGAGCAAUGUCAUCGUGAAAUCACCGGCCAGAACGAUGAAUACGAGCGCGAGUUUGUACGUCAGAGCGAUAACAAUUUGAGCACCGUCUGGGGCGCAUUCCAGGACUCGGCCACUGCAGUGGCACAGCUCUAUCGCGAGCGCUCUUCCAACACAUUUUCUUCAGAGACUGGGGCACUGUGGCUGCCCUUUCAGACCGCAGCUGGCACUGUGACAACACUCUACAAAGAAUCAUGUGAUGGUCUCAAACGCACCAGCGACGCUGCCAUACAAUGCGGCUACCAAAGACGCACACGCGAAUUGGCCGAUUGGGCGCGCAGCAAAAAACGACGCAUGAUAAGACGUGAAGAUCUGCUGGCGUAUUUAGCCGGAAAGCCGCUGCCAACACAACCAACGAAUCCACAUGCCAAUCGUCGGUCGCCUAAGCCGGAACACCAUCAGUGCGGUGGAGUGCAUCACCAUCAGGUGAACAGUAGCAACAAUAGCGUCACUGGCCCGGCGAUAGGCUUUGCCAGCAACGGACUGAACAUGAUGCCACCCACCGCCGGCGGACAGCCAACGCAUUUGCUUAACGCCGCCGGUGCUCAGGCCCCAGUGGGCAACACUGGCGGCAUCGGAGAUGAUCUGCACACUUUUAAGGAGGCCUUAGUUUUGCGUCCACGUGGACCGGAGCUUUUUGCAUUUGUUGCCAACGAAAUCGCGCGCCAUUGCAAGCGUCCCGGCAGUCCCAUCGAUGACAAAAUGGAUAUUUGCCACUACAGCAGUAAACGUCAGCGCUUCAUGUAAUCGGCAACGAGCAUCAAUCAGCGUCACACACACACACACACACUAAUAUAAAC
This is a messenger RNA of Drosophila navojoa, 941 nucleotides long. RefSeq lists its product as uncharacterized. NCBI's taxonomy places the organism in Eukaryota, Metazoa, Arthropoda, Insecta, Diptera, Drosophilidae. The record is from RefSeq and is a predicted model, not a curated record.